AUGGCAGACAUGCAUUCCGUAUGGCUCAACUUACCCAGACCGACACCACUACCAUUCGAGAUCACCAGAAAUACGACAGUAGAAGAGAUGCUGGGAAUGCCAAAUAUCUUACCAGUCAAGAUUACUACUACCGACCAGCAAAAUCAACCAAUGAUUUCAGUCGCAGGGACUGUAAAACAAUCCGUCUCAGCUUCUGAAACUUACCACCCUGUCUUCAGCAUAAUCUGCAAUCCAUCCUACGACAGUACCGAGAGGAAGUCAGAACUUCUGGAGAGCCGACUCCAUUCAUACGAGAUAAGCUUCCCAACAGAGGUCGAUGCUCUCUUUACAGAAUAUUACAACAUAACUGCCGACAUAGAGAUGAAGAGACUUACUGCAGUCAUGGAGUCUUCACCACAGUACCACUGUCGUAUAAAUCAAUUUUUCAACCACCAACGUCAAUUACUAAUGUAUAGAAUAGACAGAAAGCUUAGCAGUCUGGUCAAACCUGCGACUUGCCAUAAUCAAUCUACACUGAACUCAAAAAACUUCAUGGUACUGCGAGACUGGUUCAACCAACAUAGCCACUAUCCUUAUCCAUCAAGGGAACAGAUUAAGAAAAUGUCAAAAAUUUCCAACAUUAAGAUGCAAGACGUCAAAGUUUGGUUUGCAUGUGAAAGAAUACGCCAGUCAUCAGCAGCCGUCCGAAAACUAAACUGA
Molecule: messenger RNA, 699 nt
Organism: Mytilus californianus (California mussel)
Lineage: Eukaryota; Metazoa; Mollusca; Bivalvia; Mytilida; Mytilidae
Exons: 1
Coding region: 1-699 (232 amino acids)
Biological process (GO): regulation of DNA-templated transcription
Molecular function (GO): DNA binding
Source: RefSeq, a predicted model, not a curated record